Molecule: messenger RNA, 2880 nt
Organism: Phaeodactylum tricornutum CCAP 1055/1
Lineage: Eukaryota; Bacillariophyta; Bacillariophyceae; Surirellales; Neidiaceae
Exons: 1
Coding region: 1-2880 (959 amino acids)
Biological process (GO): mRNA processing
Molecular function (GO): protein binding; mRNA binding
Source: RefSeq, a predicted model, not a curated record
AUGCAGGAAGUACCACCAAGUUCAGCUCAGCAUGAAACGCUUUCCGAGGAGGACUUUCCGCUCACCUCCGAUCGCCGACGGCCCCGAGAAAAGACUUCGGUAUCGAAUUGUGUAAUGCCACGGUUUGCUUCUUGCUCUACGAUAGUUUUUGUGUCCCUUUUCUUGUUCAUAAGUGGCAGUUCAUGCUAUGCUUUAUCGUUGACUUCAUCGGCGUCCCUUUCGUCUUCUCGACUGUCAUCGAAGGCGCUUUCUUCGCAAUUGCUGGCGCCGAUGGAUGUUUCUCCGCCGUGGAUGGAAGCGGCUCCCGUAGUUUGGAAACAUCAGUUGGCUACCCUUCACAUGAAGGUUUCCGGACGAAUGCCGGUAACCCACAUGUUCCUCCCUACACAGAAGCUAUCGGCAGUGGCCUUGUCGCGCUCGGACUGCGCCGGCACACGGCACUACCGUUCGUCGGAAGAAUUGAAAGACGAACACCUGCAACUCUGCCGUCGUGGACCACGGGGGACUCUCGGGUUUGAGGUCUGCGAAAGCACCGCACUCGAGGCAUCCCGUUCCAGCGUCGAUUCGCAUCAAUGGAAUGUUCCCCAAACCUGGAACGCGCUGACACCGAGUGGACGAGGCAAUCGUAUUUGGGGCAGCGACAGUGCCACUUGGAGUGGUGCUGUUGCGGACUCGGCCGCCGCACCGCCUCUUUCCAGUACGACGCUUUGGUUACCGUGGAUACCCACUCGUCAACAGAUUGAAGAUCUAAAAGUUGUGGAACUGAAACAAGUGUGUGCCGAACGAGGAUUGCUGCGCACAGGGAACAAAGCAAUCCUGCAAACUCGCCUUCUGGAUUGGACUCGUGAACAAAUUACUCGCAAUGUACAAAUGUCGAGCUCGGGUCUCAGUUUUUUGGAUACCAGCGAGCCAGUUCUCGAGGAGGAGGGAAGAGAGAUGCGCCCAUCCGAUCAACCGACCAUGCAGGCGAAUUCGCUGGCAGAAUGGGCACGUACCGUAGAUUUAGAGCCGCUUUUACAACGGAGAGAAACUAUCCAUCGCGAAAAAUUGGAAGGGAAACCUAUUUUAAAGCCGUCACGCCAGACCCAGACCGUUAACAUGCCGCGUCAAGAAUACCUUUCCGUGCUAACACGAGUCUUUGAAAAGCCGUCGUCGCCGUACUCGAAUCGAGAAGUAAAGCAGAUGUACGCAGCCUCCAAGCAAGCCGAUCAAGUUGGCGACCGAGAUCUUGCGAAACGGUUACUGCAAGAACUCGUUGUCGCAACUCCACACGAUGCGCGGUUGUACCGCCGUUUGGCACGAAUGUACAAGGAAGAGGGCAACGUUUCAGCGGCACGCGCAAUACUCCAACAAGGCAUUCGCGACCAUCACGCAAAAAAUGGCUAUUUGUGGCACGGAUUGGGAAGUAUGGCAACCUCAGAUGCGGACGCCAAACACUACUGGCAGAAGGCGAUUGAAGUGGAUCCGGCCCUGCCACAUCCGUAUCACUCGCUGGGGACUCUUGAACAUAAGGAAGGUCGGAUCGCCAAUGCGAUGAAAACCUUGCAAAAGGGUGUUGCCUACUGCCCCACCUCUCAUCGUCUACACCACGCCUUGGGUGAAUUAUAUCGCGACGCGAAAAUGCUCGACAUGGCGGCAAAAUCAUAUCAUCGAGCGAUCCAGCAUGGACCGCCUGUAAGCCACGGUUUUGCAUUCACUGGCCUCGCAUACGUGGCGUACGAACGAGACGAUAUACAUGGUGCUCGAAGAUGGCUGCGAAAGGCAAUUGUACUCAACAAAGGCCGGCAUGUGAACAGUUGGGUUGCCUUGGCACAGAUGGAAGAAAGCAUUGGUGAUAUAGACUCUGCACGCGCGACUUGCGUGGCUGGUCUAGCUCAGUAUGAACGGGGCUUAUUACAACGCAGCAAUCGUGGUCGACCAUGGAAACCGACAACGGAGCGAGCCUUCCUGGAGGAUCCGGUGGCUCUAAAGGACGAGUUUUUGCGGCAGGUACCCGUGUACAGAUCUGGCGAUCGCUUUUUUAAUUUGUACCGCAACUGGGCACGGCUGGAAGAACGAUACGGAAAUCGGGACUCGGUGAAGGAAGUUUACAGGCGAGCGACUGUCGCCUUUCCGAACGAGUACAGAUUAUUACUAGACUGGGCGCAAUAUAUGGUGAAAGAACAGCGGGACGAGACGGCUAGGCAACUCUUCGCGAAAGCUAGCACGAAAGCUGCUUCGAAACAUGCAGAUCCUCAUCGAGUGUACGCUGAGUUCGAAAUGUCACGAGGUAGGUAUCUGGAUGCCCGUGAGAUUCUUUAUCGUGGUGCCAUGGUAUUGUCCAAAACGACCGAUAGUGGCGGCAGCGCUGGAAAUCGAUACGGACUUGCGGAACUUUUUCAUACCUGGGCUGUGUGCGAAUGGCAUUUAAACGAACUAUCUCGUUCCGAAAGUCUGUUUGACCAUGCGCUGCGUAUGACCAAUGCCGGUGAGGACGGUUCGAAACUGCGAUCACUUAUCUUAUAUUCGAUGGCUCGGCUGCAAUAUUAUCGAGGCGAGCACUUGCUAGCACAGCAUUGUAUUGGUUUAUGUCUCAAGGAAAACCUAAUGCCCGGAGGAAAUUCCAAGAUCUGGGAUCUUUGGUCUGAUGUCGCUACUCAAAUGGGCAAUCCUUCACUUUCACAAAGAUGCCAGGAGCAAUCAGAGGCAUCGAAGUCGAAUGAAAACGCCAACGGGACAACCGAGCUUUCGGGACUGUUAGAGCACCCUUCAGGUUUGACGCGAAUGAAGGGACCGGACAUGGAGCAGCUAAUGAGACGAGAUCCUUGGCAUCGAAAGAUCUUUGGGACACCACUGCGGCCUACUGCCUCUCUAGGGGUCAAUUUGCCGGAGGUUCUAUGA